Messenger RNA from Gongylonema pulchrum, 381 nucleotides. Lineage: Eukaryota; Metazoa; Nematoda; Chromadorea; Rhabditida; Gongylonematidae. The record is from the annotation of a GenBank genome assembly.
AUGAAACUUGAGGAUAACGAUCAGCACUUCUGUCCCGCAUUCAAGGAAUUCUCCACUCCGACCAAUUUUCGACCCAUUUAUUUCGGUGAAGCAGCUGGAAGAUCACUGUUCCAUAAAGCGACGCCUGAAUACAUCAAAAAGAAAAAGGUAAGGAAAGUUGCAAAAUCAGUUGUGAGCCUCAGGUUGAAGAGCGGGCUCUAUACUGCUUUGCAUUUCUCAUGCAAGGAGCAUCAGAUGCACAUCAGCGAGCCCGAAUUUUACAAAGAAGUGGAUUCACUGUGUGGCUCAUUUACCAAAGAGAUUGUUGUGCCAAAUCAGCCGUUGCGACGGCGACGAACACCCGAACCACUGCCACUACCCGAAAAUGAUCUUUUCGAAUAG